Messenger RNA from Gamsiella multidivaricata, 3162 nucleotides. RefSeq lists its product as uncharacterized. Gene Ontology annotation, biological process: protein localization to plasma membrane. Lineage: Eukaryota; Fungi; Mortierellomycota; Mortierellomycetes; Mortierellales; Mortierellaceae. The record is from RefSeq and is a predicted model, not a curated record. The transcript is spliced from 5 exons. The coding region runs from base 236 to 2992 and encodes 918 amino acids.
CAUUCUCUCGUUCUCAUUCUCUCGGUCUCUCAUUGUUGCUACAGUACAGCACAACCAUUGACGUCAAUACCUCGACCCUAAAGGCUCCAUAUACUAUUAUAUACUAUUUUUCCUCUCGCCACCUGUUCACGCUUAACCAACCGUGGGACUCAGUUGUUCUGGGCCAAACCAGUGUUUCUGGUUGCCAUACUCACUUUCACAGACCCUUUCAGAAGAAAUUCUUCCGUAGCCAGCUAUGGUGUGCUGCAGAUACGUCAAGCACGCCUCGCUCAUCAACAACUGCUACCCUUCCCGUCCAGAUGAGAAAGGACCAAAGUCAAGCGAACUCUCUUACCUGGUCUUUUAUGCCACCUCCAAGCCAGCCAAGCUGACCAAGGUUGGCAAUUUCAUCGAGCGAAGAGUCGCCCGUGAUUAUCGCAAGAAGCGUCUUUCCGAUGUACACUGCUCGCUCGAGAUCAUCCGGUCUCUGAUACUCUCCAGCAAAGCUCAUCUCAACAUCUUUUCAAAGAAUGUGGUUGUGAUCCUGGACACGCUCCUGGUCGACAUCUCGGAUUUUGACAUCGUACGACAUUGCCAGGCCGUCUUUUCGUGCUUCUGCGCUGCACACGAUGGCUCGACCUUGGGCGUGGAUCUCGAGUUCAGAACUCUCUAUGACCGCGUUGUUAUAAGAUUUGCUGACAUUGCGACACGCAGAGGCGAAGAGAACAAUCGUUAUCGAUUAGUUGCACUCGAGGCGAUCCAAGGUGUUGUCUCUUCAACCGCCUUAUACGCCUACGACCACAAAGCACAGCUUAGUCUAGUCCUGCCUUCGAUUCUCGACUGUCUGCUCGAUUCUACAGAAGGAAUUCAGGUAUGCUUGGAUGAUUCCGUAAGCCGGACCGCAGCCGCGUCUACUCGUCGAUCGGUAUCAAUUCAUGGCACGACUGAUCCCGAGAAAGUGAUAACAGACGACGAUGUCACGGCUGAUGCCCUCCAGUGUCUGCGCGCCUUGUUCAAUACUCCCAACGGUGGCAAUAUCACAAGCGCCCUGGGUCCGACAUUUUCUUACCUGGAUGAACAUGGCUGCUGGUGGCCCUCCAACUUGACGGUUGGGAUCAUCAAGUCGAUCUUGAAUGCCAUCUCACCCCAGUUCCGUUACAUGGUCGUGAACGAGGUCAUUACUCGUGUUGACAGCGUGGAUAUGACUACACCAGACUUGACACUGCGACUCCAGAAGAAGGCUACCUUGAUUUCAGCUUUGGAGGCCAUUUUGUUCUCGCCUCUGACGCUCACUGGAAUCCCUGUGCUGGAGAUCCUAAACGCUCUCCUGGGGGGCCUCACAAAAUCCCUGGCAAGAUCUGCGCCCUUGAGCAAAGAAGGUGAUUCCAGUCAGCUUCUCGUUCUCGAAACACUCAUUCAAGACGGCUUGAUUAGGAGUGUCGGUGGUCUUGCAACGCACAUUUACUAUACGAACCAAGUGCCUCAUAUCAUCUCAAGUAUCGUGAGCAAGUUGUCCUAUAAGAUUGACGCUGUCCCCCAGCCAGAGACCAUUGACAGUGUUCCUACUGUGGACUAUCGCAAAGCCCUCCUGAGAUGUCUGACUGCUGCCAUCAAAACAAGCAAGGAUCAUAACCGCCAAGAAUCCAGCUUCCAUUCAUCAGAAAUCUCCUCGGAACUGCUGACUCCUUGUCUUGGUCUGCUGCUGGACGAGAACGUGGAAGUCAGAGCGACAUUUGCACAGGCAUUGAUCACAUUCCUCACUACAGAGGAUGAGGGCCACAGCCAGGAAACCACAAUGGGAUCACCCUUGCCUGCUAUUUCAAGCGAUCUUUAUUUCAGAGCCGCCACGCAUCAGACCUUGCACUCAUACGCACGACUGUCCACAGCCACCCCGACAGAUAUGACAGCAAUCUAUGGCAUUCUUAGGGCUUUAUUCACGCAUUUUCAGGAUGAUGAGUUUAUGCGAGUUAUUCCCGUCUUGUUCUCGCUGCAGGAAUGGUGCUUGCAACAGGAUGCCACCGAAGAUGCAAACACAAAGAGUCAGGAUACGGCUAACACGGUAGCGCGAAAGCGGGCUCUGGCGACAGUGAUUGUGAUCUAUCUGCAAAAGGCUGUUUCCAGCUACGGCAUGGCAGAGCCGCUCGAAUAUCUGGAAAAUAUCAAGAACUCCCGCGAGAGCGAGUCACAGUGGUACCCGAUAUACUACGAGAAUCAAGAGUGCCUUACGCGGAUGACUUGCCAACAGUGGGAGGCGCCUUCAGAACCAUUCUAUCCAGUGUUGACCCAUCCUCUUGCGCGUGAGCACUUGGUGACCCUGCUGACGACUGUCUCUGAUCGCUUCAGGGCUGGAGCUGACCGUUUCGGACUUUUGUACAACCCAGAGAGUCAGUCAACUCUGCUUGCGCAGAGUACCAACAACAACCGAGAAUUUGGCAACACAGCGUUCCUUUCACCUCUAGGCAUCAGUGGGAACCAUGGUUCAUUGGGCCACAAGUCUGCGCGAAGCAUGGACAACCGGAUCCGGGUUUCGCGUCAUCUGGAGGACUGGGCCUUGCCAAAGAUUGUACCGCCAUCUUAUGGACCCUCGAGCGAUUUAACCCCUCCGGAUGAAUCAGCCGAGAUCUCUGCAGAGUCGACUCAGAUCAGCCGACGGGGAAGUUUUGCAGGGGACACGAGCGCAAGUACGCAGUCGCAUAAGACGAUCGGAGUGGACAAUCUGAAGGCAGCGCUGAGUGCAGCUCAUCUGGGAGUGGAUUCCGGCGAUACCAACAGCUCAUUCGCAGGUAGCGAGUCUCGUGGGGUCUCUCCGGGAGCACAGCGGUUCUAUCUCCUUGCGGGUACUGGAUCCACUCUGCGGAUGAAACAGCAGCAGAGUGCACUAGGUGGUUCGUCCGUGUCGGUUGCGUCCAAUCUGGCGAUAUCUCGGCCCGAGCUAGCAGAUCUCCUGAACACGAUCCAGGUCGCUGUGUCUGCCAACGAUGGCCACCACUCUUUGAUGGCUCCGCCUUACUGAAUGGUCCAGGAAUUUUGUUUUUGUUUAAUGCGGUAGUCGGCUUAUAAUUCUGAUAAAUAGUAGUAGCGACGAAACGCAAAUUCUGAAGAUAGUAUUCAUUUAUUUGCCUAUUAAUGAGCAGUGAGAUCCAUUCCUUCACAUUUCAGUAUAAAAUCAUCAACCUUGCAGCG